This is a messenger RNA of Paramormyrops kingsleyae, 3486 nucleotides long. RefSeq names its product docking protein 1b (gene dok1b). Gene Ontology annotation, cellular component: cytoplasm. Lineage: Eukaryota; Metazoa; Chordata; Actinopteri; Osteoglossiformes; Mormyridae. The record is from RefSeq and is a predicted model, not a curated record. Gene Ontology annotation, biological process: cell surface receptor protein tyrosine kinase signaling pathway; positive regulation of MAPK cascade; Ras protein signal transduction.
UUUGCACCUUUUACAUUUUGUACGAAUGAGCACUCUUUGUGCCGCCGCUGCUCUGCUGCCUUUUGUUGAAACAGACAACAAAAUUACCAUGAGUUCAAAGAACAACAUGUGUGAUGCUAUAGAGCUAAACCUAGUUGUACGUUAAGUUUCAAGCUCUGUACAGGUGGUGAGGUUUGAGGUACAUUAUCCCUAAUAGACGUUUGAUCUUUGCCACCGAGCUACACCAAGAUAAAUUUAAGAUAAGAUACAUUUCCGGUAAAGUGAGAUGCAUAUGUACUGUAUUAAUGAGGGUUAACACGGUGGCAGGUUUCUAAGAAAAAAAUUGUCUGCAGGAAUUAAAAAAGAAGUCAAAUUGGAGAUACGCACAUUCUGUCUGUAGUUUAACUUUUGUUAACGGAGAGAGAGAGAGAGAAAGAGGGAGGGAGAGCGGGGAGGGGGGGGGCUGCUACUGAAGAUCGCCCACAAUAACAGGAGGAGAGGGGAGAGAUCAGGCUUCCGAAGCACGACUAUAGAGCGUGCUUAAACUUUUAGAGACACCUUUCUAAUGUCGGGGAUAUUUCUGUAUUAUCGGUUUAUAACAAAUCGCACUCAAUGAUUGCCAGCGCUGUCGCUUGCAUUGCUUAUAUUUAUGAAGCGGAAGUUGCAGCAAUAGGAAGUCUGAAAAGAAAGAAGUUAAGAAACUGAAAAGACGAGCGGGGUGUCGAGAUAUUUCGAAUUUGGCCUGAGAGAGUGGGAAUCGGAGCGGGCGAUGGACACACACGUCAAAGAGGGGCAGCUUUACGUGCAGCACCAGAAGUUUGGCAAGAAAUGGAAAAAGAACUGGUUUGUGCUGUAUCCUGCCAGCCAGAAUGGAAUCGCACGGCUGGAGUUCUUCGACAGCAGCAAUGCCAGUGAGAAACCCAAUACCAAGAAGCUGGACAAGAAGAUCAUCCGGCUGGCCGAGUGCAUCAGCAUCCUGCCGGCCGUCACUGAGGCCUGUCCCAAAGACAACAUGGCCGCUUUCUGUGUGGAGACCAAUGACAAGACUCAUAUCUUUGCUGCUGAGAAGCAGACCACUGCUGAGUGGGUGGAAAAGAUGUGUGAGAUCGCUUUCCAGAGGGGCAGUGGGACAGACACCAAUGGCCAGGAGCUGCAGAUGGCAGACAACCUGAUUUACUACUCCAGGGAAGAAGUGAAUGAGUACUGGGUUAGUGUGCAGCGGACGGAGGCCUCUGAGCGCUGUAGCCUCCAGGGCACGUACUGGCUGAAGGCCGACAGCGAGAGCCUGAUCCUGAAGGAGCCCAACACCAAGAAGAUGCUGCUGAUGUGGCCAUAUAAGCUGCUUCGUCGCUAUGGCCGAGAUAAGGUCAUGUUCUCAUUUGAGGCGGGUCGGCGCUGUGAUUCGGGUCCUGGGAACUUCACCUUCGAGACGAAGCAGGGUAACGAGAUCUUUGGGAUUGUGGAAGCUGCUAUCCGGGAACAGAAGGCCCAGGCAGAAGAGCGGCACCAGAGCUGUCCAUCACUGGAUCUGGACAGUGGCUCGCUCCAGCAGAAUCGCUCUCCCAAUUCUGAUAGUGGCGGCGACCCAGAUGGUGAUUCUGGGGGCAGCAAGCCUGGGUCAGCCGAUGGUGUCUUUGGGAAGAAGGAUGCGGAGGGGAAGAACCUGAAAACCCGUAUGCUUCCAGAACCUCCUCCAGCAGUGUCCAGCACCCCACCCCGCUCCCCUCUGGCCCGUGGUACCAGGAGUGCUCCAUCUCAGGAGGACCAGAGCAGUUUGUACUCUGAGCCAGCAGAUUCAGUACGCAUACCCCCCUCCUCUGUGGACUACCUGUACUCUGACCCUGUGGACAGCAUCAAGACCCCCAUGCCGGUGCCACGGCAACGACCCCAGGGGGAUGAAGGUGCACGCAACCAGGGCAACAAGCAAGAGCCACUGUACUCGGACAUCUACGACCGGGUAGACCUUACCCAGCGGACUGCAGCUUUGGUGCUCGAUGGGAGGACGCGAAAUGGAGCUCGGCAGGUGGAGGGGGCACCCAUGGAGCACAUCUACGAUGAACCAGAAGGUCGCGGUACCCCCCAGGGAGCCACAGUCUAUGAUGAAGCCCGAAUCGAGCCCCUGGCCUGGAGAAACCGAGGGCUGGAGGACCCACUGUUUGGCCAUGAGUUCCCCUACAACCCCACCACCGAUGAUUACUCUGUCCCAGCAUACGGCAAACAGCCACAACUCCGAGCCAAGGGCCCCAAGCCUCUCCCGGCCCCCAAACCUAACAAGGUGUUAGUGCCCCGGAAGGACCCGCCUCCACUGCCGCAAGGCAAGAUAGGUGCCAACCUGAACAACAACAACAGCGGUAACGGGGCUAAUCACACAGAUGUCUACAGCCAGAUCUCCAGACGCAAGUCACCAUCCAGUGCUUGGCACUCCGGCUUGUCAUGCUCUCCUGAUGUCAUCUAUGACAACCUUGGGAACAUCUAAUUUCAUGCAGUCAUCUCGCCCGUCGUUUUGAGGUCUGCAACUUUCCUUAUCUGCCUCUUUGUAAUGCCCCCUGACCUAGGGAUUGCAGGUGAGUGCAGAACUGGGGAAUUUAAAUAGUGCCUUCUGCUGGCAGGAUAUGCACUUAGAUGAGUUCUAUCACCACCUCCUCAUCCUGUGGUGGAACAUGUGACUGUGAGACUGGAGCUUCUUCGCUGUGUCCAUUACAUGCUCAGAGACUCUGGCAGAGCAGCUGAUGGCCUUGCCCUGACACUCUAUUUCACCACGGGAUCCUUAUACUGUUUUUCCCGUUUGGUCUGAGAAGAAGAGAGACAGGGAGAGAGGCACACGCUUGUUUUGCACAGUUUGCUCUCAUAAGUUUUGCACAGGUCUCACUUUCUGCCUCAGGAAGAGAUAACCACAGCAGGAAUGUGGUUCUGUUGCUUCAGGGACUCCUGCAGUCCCUUUUCUGUCACAGUAGUGUUGCCCAGCACUGCUGGUGGACUCGUUGAAGGUUACAGAUUGAAUGAAGACUGUGGCUCCUUAAUAUUACCUUGCUGUUUUAACACCAGACCUGUCACUGAGCUGUAAAGUGCUUAUUUCCUAACAAUCUGGUAUCAUCAUUCCUGAAACAUGCUAGGCUAUCUUCAGCACUUAUUUUUUAUUAUUUUUUAAUAUAUAUAAGGGAUAGCCUCUCAUAAAACUAUGAGCCUUGGGUGACAACCUGUUUGUGACAGCAUUAGGUUUUGGGAUCGCCACUUGAGUUCUGACAAUCAGACAGAAGCAGCCAGAAUUACUUUGGCUUGUUUUUAAAAGACAGAAUAUUGACUAAAGUUUGUAUUUUACAUGCAGUUAAGCUAAUCCACUAUCUUUUAUGCUUUUCUGAAACAGCUGCACUGUUGUAAAUAAUAAUAAAAGUAUAUUAAAAUAUACUUUUGUCAUCAUUCACCUGAAUACAGUAUUCAUGCAUGCUGGUUAUUUGAAAUAUCAUUACCUUUUAGAGUUUUAUACCAUUAAACUGGCCAUUAAAAAUG